CGGCGGCAACGACGAGUGUCGCAGUGAUUAAAUCGUGCAGACUUCGUCGGUACCGGCGGACUCGCGAUAAUCCUCCUGUUGUUUCCUUUUCGUCGCGAGAACCGACCUCAUCUCCGCUGGCAUGACGAAGGACGCGAUAUCUCCGUUUUCCGCGGCGAGAUAAUGUGUGUUGACGUGCGCGAGUGAGAAACACCUCUCCGCGUAUCGUCCUUGUCCCGUUUUGUGAUCGAGAGGCAACCCGCGGGUGAGAUCAUCUACAGGAGGCGGCGACGAGAACGACGUGCGCAGCCACGACGACGGCGACGUGACGGGGCGACGUGCGACGUCUAGCAUCUCCGCCCGACCAUGGCGGUGAAUCCGCGUGAUAUGGACGGCUUCAUGCCGCUCCUGUCAACGACGGAUAUCAAGAAGAAGCUCAACGUCGGCAUCGCGCUGCUCAAUUUCCUCGGCGACUUGAGCAAGAGCAUCGAGUGCCAGGACAUCGGCAUGUUCAUCGACAAUGUUAUUCCCUGGCUCGGCAACGGCAAUCCCAAGGUUGUCCAGAAUGGUUUAGAGAUCCUCACGUAUCUCGCAGAUCGGAUGGGUCAUGACUUCAAACCUUACAUCUCCACCAUCAUCCAGCCGACGAUAGACAGGCUAGGUGACAGUAAAGAUGCUACCAGGGAGAAGGCGCAACUGGUGCUCCUGAAAAUUAUGGAAAAGGGAUGCAUGUCGCCUCAGAAUCUUCUGGAUAGACUUCGUCCAGCCUUCAAUCAUAAGAAUGCAAAAUUACGAGAAGAGGCCCUGAUUCUGUUGACAACUACGUUGAAUGAACAUGGAGCAGAUGAGAUGGCACUAUCGGGGGUAAUUCCGAGUAUCGUAAAGCUGUUGUCGGAUCCGUCGGAAAAGGUUCGGGAAACUGCUCUGAACACGCUGGCGGACAUCUAUCGACACGUAGGCGAGAGAUUACGCGUCGAUUUGCAAAGAAAACACAAUGUGCCGCAAGCCAAAAUGCUCCUGCUAAUAGAGAAGUUUGAUCAACUGAAGGCCGCUGGUGAUCUUUUACCCUUGGCAAUGUCGUCCGACGUUGGCAAAGAUACCGACGAACUUGAUCGAGCAGCGAUCAAAUCGGCUCCUGUUAAAAGGCUUAAUAUGCCCCCAAAAAGAGGUCAAUUUGGGCCUGCUAGAACACCAUCCUCUGCCUUAGCUCCUUCUGGUGCUUCAUCCUAUACAGUCCCAAGGGCAGCGACCAUCAAAAGAACUCAAUCAGUAAGGUCGACAUCAGCGCAAGCCGGAGCCGUUGACGAAGAAUGCUUUAUUACUUCAUUCGAGGAUGUACCUACCGUUAAUCUAUUCUCAGCAAAAGAUCUCGAAGAACAGAUGAAAAGUAUCAGGGAUACCGUGGGUGACGAUAAAAAGGAUUGGAAACAAAGAAUGGAUAGCAUGAGAAAGUUAAGAGCCAUUGUACUCGCAGGUGGCACUAAUUACGAAAAUUUCCACGAGUGCCUAAAGAGCGUACAGCGACCGUUCGAACAGGCCUGCACUGACCUUAGAUCCCAAGUAGCGCGAGAAGCCUGUAUAACUCUCGCUUUUCUGAGUCAGAGCCUGAAGACCAAAUUCGCCAGUUUUGGCGAGGCGGUUUUGCUCACGUUAAUGAACCUCAUACAGAACAGUGCCAAGGUCGUAGCGACAGCCGGAGCGGUGGCAGUUCGGUUUAUCCUUCAAAAUACCCACUGUACUCGAUAUGUGCCUAUUAUUAUAUCAUGCGUGAGCAACAAGAGCAGAGAUAUUCGUAGGGCGUCUUGGGAAUAUCUGGCUUUAAUCCUGCAAACCUGGCCUACGCAGAUAUUGCAGAAGCAUAUAACAAUAUUGCCGGAUGCACUUAAAAAGGGUAUUGCGGAUUCCGACGCAGAAGCACGAGUCUUCGCCAGGAAAUCAUACUGGGCAUUUAAAAAUCACUUUCCAGAGCAGGCUGAGAUACUACUUAAUAACUUGGACGCGACGUAUAAACGCUCCUUAAUGUCUCUUAGUAAUAGUGGUAGUAGUAACAGCUUAAAUGUCAUGGCUAAUAUGAGAUCGUCGAGUGUUAGUCCACGUACAGCCAGACCAGUGAUGAGCGCAGCAGGUAGUACGGAAAAUUUGCAUCAGACCACGGGUCAACCGCACGGUCCGCUCAGACGUACUCCGUCCUUGCCUCGGUCUUAUCGUCAAUCUGGUAUCCCGAUACUACAAAGACCAACAGACAGUCAUUACCGAGGUACGCCAGGAGUUAGAUCUACCAGCGCAAUUGAUUUGCAAGCUGCUCAAAGAGCGAAAGCGAGAUUAAUGUACGCGAAUAUGAGCAGACAAAAAGCAGCAGCACUUCCUCGUCCUACUAAAUCCCCGGAUCCCAAUGCGGUUGCUAGCCCAGAAAGAGUGGCAAGAACGAGGACAAGAGUGGCGGGAGUUUCGCAAUCUCAACCUAGUAGUAGAUCGGGUUCCCCAUCGUCUAGAUUAAGUUAUGCCACGUAUAAUCGUGAAGGUGAAUCACUGAUCGGUAGACCAAGGCGAUUAUCCGGCCAUACUAUUGGCAGCACAAGCAAUAGUCGUGAGCCGAGUCCGCAGAGAUUUGGGAGCAAACUAAGAGGGAGGAAUCUACAUAUGUCGCCAACGGACAGCACUAGACCACCAGUGAUGGCGCAGAAGAUGUUGCAGAAGUCACGCGAAGCGGAGUCUGCGUUGGCGGACGCUCUAACCUUCGACAGUAUCGACAAUUACACCAGAAUACCGGGUAACAAAGGGGAUCACAGUGACGACAGCGAAAACAGCAGUAUAUGCUCGGAAAGAAGUAUAGACGGUUUUAGACGAGCCAGUGAUGACAUCAAAGAAAUUAUUGAAAACUGUGCUCAUAAACAUUGGGGAGACAGAAAAGAAGGUUUAGUGGGCUUGCAACAUUAUUUGAGCAACGGAAAUACUUUGACAACAACAGAUUUGCGUAGAGUGACCGAUAUUUUUACGAAAAUGUUUAUGGAUUCUCAUACCAAGGUGUUCAGUUUGUUCUUGGACACAUUGAACGAACUACUGAUUACUCACAACGAAGGUCUUGGCGAUUGGUUGUAUGUUUUAUGUGCGAGGCUUCUCAAUAAGUUAGGCACUGAUCUAUUGGGAUCUAUACAAACAAAGAUACACAAAACGCUUGAUGUUGUGAGAGAUUAUUUCCCGGGCCAACAGCUUCUACCAGCUGUGAUGAGGUAUCUAACAGAUCCAACACAAACACCAAAUUCUCGCGUGAAAGUAGCAGCAUUGACUUUUAUCACGCAGAUCGCUGAGACGGCAGAACCGUCCGCGCUAGGCAGUUCUGCAGCGACAGCACUUGCACGACUGCUCGACUGGUCGAAUGAUGGCAAAAGCCACGACGUGAGGAGACAUGCGCAAAACGCUGUGAUAUCACUUUACAAUCUUAAUCCGCCUCAAGUUACUAUGAUACUCUCCGAAUUACCAAAAUACUAUCAAGAAACAGCCUGGCCUUUAGUACAGAACCAUUUAAGAAAAUCUUCCACUUCUAGUACUCCGGCAUCACCUGGUACACCACCGCCUAGAUCGCAAAAUUCGCCCGCUCGAACGAAAGCGAAAAACGAUGUUAAAGCGGACAAGACUGAAAUCGAUGGAGGAGAUGAGAACUUGGAGGAAGUAUAUAAAUCUCUACGACGCACGACCGCCGAAAUCCAAAAUUACGGCUUCGAACGUUUAGAGAGAGCCACCACCAGUAAAGAUAGUGGUAUUAGCAAUAUGGCAGAUGUGGAGGAAAGAAUGGAAGGUUUGACGUUAUCCAAUUCGGGUCGAUCUUCGUCCGUUUCCUCACCGACGCAACGAGGACGAUCUGUUAGUAAUAUAACGGUGAAUGGAUCCGAUACAAUUGCCGGUGAUUUGAUUCUACCUCAAGAGAACAAUGGUUAUAAAACGCAUGGAUCAUCACCAGAUUCAACAAACAGACCAGAAAUCGUGGAUAAUAUGGUUAAAACUCUGCAAUCUAAAGUAGCGCAAACUACGGAAAAAGUAUCGGCGUUACAAGAAUUUCAACUCUAUGUCCGCGAAGGCGAUUCGUCAUAUAUUAAACGAAAUUUCAAGAAAGUGCUCAAAGUUUUAUUAGACAGCUUAUCCAAUGACGGCAAAGUGAUACAAGUAGAAGUUCUACAAACGCUGAUCGAUAUGCUUAAAUGUUCCGAGUUGAUAGAAAGUUUUUCCUCUUACAAUGAGUUACUAAUAUUGAAAGUUAUCUACGCCUACAAAUCAGACGAUCAAAAAGUUGAUUCUUCCGGAGGUAGCGGCGGUAGAUCUCCAGUUCAUUGGAAUGCGGAAAAGUGCGCGGCAACGAUGGCCAUGGUUUUAAAACCGGAACAAAUUAUCCAUUUGGUCUCCACUAUAAUUGCUACAGAGUCAUAUCCAUUGAAUAUGGGCGCGAUAAAGAUGUUGCAUAAAGUGGUAGAGCAUUGGGGUCGAGAAGCUAUUGAACCUCAUCUUGCCAAAGUAAUGCCUGGUCUUAUUAAGGCUUACGAUGACAAUGAAAGCGCGGUUCGUAAGAGCGCAGUCUUUUGCAUGGUGGCAAUCCACGUCGCGGUCGGCGAGGAAGUGUUGAAGCCACAUCUAAGUUGUCUAUACUCCAGUAAGCUCAAACUACUGAACAUCUAUAUACAACGUGCGCAGCAGCAGGCGAACAGUCAACCCGCGAGUCCGCGUAGUAACAGCAAGAAUUAACCAAUAUCCAAUACCACGACUCUCAGGGUCGCGAUACUUAAAAGAUUCGCUCGCUUUGGCGCGCGGCAUGAGCAAGUGCUUGUUAGCUUCCUCAGUAAGUCCGAUCCAUCAUGAUGGUUGACGACGGUUUUAACAGUAUGACUCGAAAGUUUUGAUACGAUAGAGACUGAUGUGCGUAUGUGUGUGUGUGCGUCACUUCGCGACGGAGUGCGAAUCGCUGUUCGAGACGACAAAAAUAUAUGCGAAAUCAACGCGAUAAUUGUUUUGAUGUUAUGUUUAUCGAAUUAAUUGUUAAAACAAUAAGGGCUUGUACAGUUGGUUAAUUCUUAUUAAGAGAGUAAAGCAAUGGGAAUUCGUAACAUACGCAGAUUUUUUUUCAUCUUUUAUGAGAGCAUAAAACAACUAUAUUACUAUAAGAUUAAUUAUACGUCUUUAAGUGAGCAUCACAUAAUUUCGACUGAUACGUCUUUUAAGUACCGUUCCAUGAUACGCAAGGAGGUUUUUUCUGUGGAAAGGUUUGUGAAAUUAUUUAUGCAAUAUUAUAUAUUCCUUUAUGAAAUGAAUGGCUUCUUAAUUUGUUUAA
Atta colombica is the source of this 5296-nucleotide messenger RNA. RefSeq names its product CLIP-associating protein 1-A (gene chb). The record is from RefSeq and is a predicted model, not a curated record. The transcript is spliced from 26 exons. Bases 346 to 4713 code for a protein of 1455 amino acids. Gene Ontology annotation, molecular function: microtubule binding. Gene Ontology annotation, biological process: mitotic spindle assembly. Lineage: Eukaryota; Metazoa; Arthropoda; Insecta; Hymenoptera; Formicidae. Gene Ontology annotation, cellular component: mitotic spindle; cytoplasmic microtubule; microtubule organizing center.